This is a messenger RNA of Salvelinus fontinalis (brook trout), 2220 nucleotides long. RefSeq names its product neurosecretory protein VGF-like. The record is from RefSeq and is a predicted model, not a curated record. NCBI's taxonomy places the organism in Eukaryota, Metazoa, Chordata, Actinopteri, Salmoniformes, Salmonidae. Gene Ontology annotation, molecular function: neuropeptide hormone activity. Bases 239 to 2209 code for a protein of 656 amino acids. The transcript has 2 exons.
ACGCGCAGAUGCAACAACUAGUGUAUUUGACAGUUGUUCCUUGAGACACAAACACAUCACAAGACUUAUAUACCAAAAAUAAAUCACCAAUAUCACAUUUCAAGGUAGUUUGUGAUAGUCUAGUCCACCGGGAGAAGAGUUGAAACUGUUUAUGAAUGAUUUAUGAGGUGAAAGCUUAGAGACUACCUGAGUCACGAGAUACAGCACUUCUCCCUUGCGGGAACAACAGGUGUUCUGUAUGGUCAUGACCAGUCGCCACGCCCCCUCCACAGCCCAACUCAUCCUGUUAGUCCUGCUCACUGUCACUCCACGGCUGGUAUCUUCCCCUGUGGGGUGGGGAGAGAGCGGGGAGGAGGGGCGGUCCAGGACUCACCUCAAUAAGGACAGCCUCAGCCCCAGCCCCUUCCACCCUCCCCUGGACCAGACCCAGAACCGGGUAAAGGAGCAGAGCCAUGGUGGCCCCACAGACAUGGACCAGGCACUAGCCUCUGUAUUACUGAAGACCCUGGACCACACCGGGAAAGCACAGACACAGGAGAGAGGAGAGGGACAGGAAGAGAAUGACCCAGUCCCUUUGGAGGAGAAAGGGGGUGAGGAGACGAGGAGAGAGGUUGGGAUGGAGGAGGAGACGAGGAUGGAACAACUAGAAGCAGCACUAGUGGAAGCAGCUCUGGGAGAGGAAUUAAGAGAGAGGAAUGAGGAAGAGGAGGAGAGGAAGAGGUUGGAGGACAGAGGCGGGCUUCUAGAGGGAGAGCAGGACAGAGCUGGUGGAGGGAGUGAGGAGGGAAGACAGCAGAAGGAAGAGGAGGAGGAAGAGGGGGAGGAGGAAGAAGAAGAAGAAGGUGGAGAAGGAGGGAGAUGGGGAGGUGAGGAGAAAAGAGGAGAGGGGAGUGGGAGAGGAGAGGAGGGGAGGCCUAGUGACUCGUCUCUCCAGCGGAAGGCUCGGGGCUACUUCCAGAACAUAGACCUCGGUCUCCAAGACAACGAGAUUCGUCCUCCUCUGAAGGGAUACAAGGCCUAUAACACCCAGCUGGCACAGGCUGGCAAGAGGCUCCGCUGGGAGGAGGAGAGGGCACGCAACACACCACUGGGUGGCAACUUCAUGGACCACUUUGAGAACAAGGCAGAAGAGGAAGAGGAGGAGGAGGCUCUGUCGUGGGCAGAGGAAGACGCACGUGCGCUUGUGGAGCAGCAGGAGGUGCAGCGGCAGCAGGAGGAGGCAGAGAGGGCCAGAGAAGAAGAGCAGCGACUUGCGGACAUUGCGUCUGACAUGCUGCUGCAGUACAUGGAGAGGAAACGGCAGGGAACGCCGUACCUCAUGCCCAGGCAGAAGACGAACGCUGUGGAGGACAAACGCUCGGAGGAGGUGGUAACCGACGUCGACGACCUGGACCAGCAGAUAACUGACAUGCUGAUGGAGAUCAGCAGCAAGCUGCACCUGCCGGCCGACGACGUGGUCCAGAUCAUCUCCAACGUAGAGGAGAAAAAGAAGAAGAAGGAGCUUCCGCCACCUAGCAACCCCAUCGCCCCGCGUUACCGUCCCCUAGUUCCCCCUCCUCUAGUGACGGGUCCCAUGUACCACUACACAGCCUCCUCCAACCCCAAGAAGGACCCUUACUACCAGCCCUACAAGAACAAGUGGAACAAGGCAAAGGCCUACAAGCAGGACGUCUGGUUCAAACCCCAGAAACAGAAGGACGUCUGGUUCAAACCCCAGAAACAGUUGCUUGCCUUCCCGUCCUACCCCUACUACCAGAAACCCUACCGAGCCUACUACCCUGUGUUCUUCCCCUACCUCAAACCCCAGUAUUACGACAAAACGGCCAUGUGGGAGGAGUUACCCCACCGCCCGCCCCCAGACUACGAGCUCCAGCCAAACAGGCGCAGACACAGGGCAGGUGGCAGGACAAAAGGGAGAAGUGGGCAGGGCUGGAGACAGCAGCCCCUCCCACCCCAUCUCCCCUCAUCCCCCUACAUCUCCAACUACAUCUUGCCACAUCCCCGGACAUAUCAGCCCCUCCCCCUGCCCAGACCCCUCUCUCCCCAGAGCAGACGCCCCCCAGGGCCUGGGGGCUUGGGUGUGGGCGGGGGAAGGGGAAGGGUGGGAGGGGACUAUGAAGAGGAUGAUGGGCUGGUUCCUCAGCUGGACAGUCAGGAAGAACUGGAAAACUUGAUAUCAAAAAUAUAUAUGAAACGCAGAAUGUACUAGAGACAGACAGA